This is a messenger RNA of Ooceraea biroi (clonal raider ant), 626 nucleotides long. RefSeq names its product mitochondrial ribosomal protein S14 (gene mRpS14). Gene Ontology annotation, biological process: translation. The record is from RefSeq and is a predicted model, not a curated record. Gene Ontology annotation, cellular component: mitochondrial small ribosomal subunit; ribosome. NCBI's taxonomy places the organism in Eukaryota, Metazoa, Arthropoda, Insecta, Hymenoptera, Formicidae. Gene Ontology annotation, molecular function: structural constituent of ribosome.
AUAUAUCUAAAUAUGAAUGCGUGCAUAUUAUUUUUAAACACACCGAUGACAUUUAACACAAAAUGAACACCUCCUAAUAGCGGCUUUAAUGAUAAUUUGCAAAAUGCACAUAAUUUUAUUACUCGAUGCCUUGUUCCGGAAAACAGCUGAUUCGCUGCAACAGGCGCGAAACUACGUCGGCUGCAGAGUGAUACGUGACCAGAAGCGAAGAAAGUGGGCAAAGCAGUACGCUGAAGAGCGAUUGCGGCUACUCGUGUUGAAGCGAAACGACGUUCUGCCAUUUGAAAUAAGGGAAAUGGCUGGCAAACAAUUGGAAGAAACGAUCCCCAGGCAGACUGCCCUGAGACAAUUGACCGACAGAUGCGUGGUGACUUCUCGAGGAAGGGGCGUGUUGUGGCGUUGGAGAGUGUCGCGGUUCAUCUUCCGCGAAUUGAUCGAUCACAAUAAGAUGUCCGGGAUGCAACGUGCUAUGUGGUAGAUCAAUUCACACGCAUGUGUACGUCAGGGUACGCGCGCUGUGCUUAGAUUAUAAUAUAUCUCUCGAAUAUACAUGACCAUCAAUAAAGUGUAUGAUACGUGAACGAAUGCGUGAACAGAAUAGCGAAAAUAAAAUACUGUUACCAUUA